AUGCCCGAUGCCGCCACGUCUGACCUAGAAGCGUCGCUGAUGGUCUGCAGCCUGAAUCGCACCCGGCGACAUGUCAGGCCGGGUGCCACUGCCGCCGGCAAUACGAACGCGUCUGAUCCUCCACGAAACUUGUGGCAUCGUACCCGUACUGCCAACACUUCGUGCCACUCACGUUACAACAGUACUGUAUCGACGAGGGCCAAACGGGUGCGCUUCUUUCGCAACGGAGAUCAGUACUUCCAAGGCGUUCUGUACGCUUUGUCCCGAGAUCGUUGUCGAACGUUCGAGGGUCUUCUCGAGGACCUGAACCGGACGCUCGGUGAUUUGGUCACCUUGCCACACGGCGUGCGCUUCAUCUUCUCUCUUGGUGUCGGCGGCUCCCGCAUAUCCGACCUCGAUCAGUUCGUCGAUGGCCACAGCUACGUGUGCUCCAGCACCGAGGUCCUGAAGCGCAUCGACUACGAGAGCGCCCGUCAGCCC
This is a messenger RNA of Soboliphyme baturini, 480 nucleotides long. Lineage: Eukaryota; Metazoa; Nematoda; Enoplea; Dioctophymatida; Soboliphymatidae. The record is from the annotation of a GenBank genome assembly.